AUGGGUGUCGGAAAGAGUUGUCUACUUCAUCAAUUUACAGAGAAAAAAUUUAUGGCCGAUUGUCCACAUACAAUUGGUGUAGAAUUUGGUACACGUAUUAUUGAAGUCAAUGGACAAAAAAUCAAAUUACAAAUUUGGGAUACAGCUGGUCAAGAACGUUUCCGUGCAGUAACACGUUCAUAUUACCGUGGCGCAGCAGGCGCUCUUAUGGUUUAUGACAUAACUCGACGUGCCACUUACAAUCAUUUAAGCGGAUGGCUUACUGAUGCAAGAAGUUUGACUAAUCCUAACACAGUUAUCUUUCUUAUUGGUAAUAAAGGUGAUUUAGAUGGUCAACGUGAAGUAACCUAUGAUGAAGCCAAACGAUUUGCUGAUGAAAAUGAUUUAUUAUUUCUUGAAACAUCAGCUAAAACAGGUGAUCAUGUUGAAGAUGCAUUUAUUGAAACAGCGAGAAAAAUUUAUCAAAAUAUUCAGGAUGGUUCGCUUGACUUAAAUUCAGCUGAAUCAGGUGUUCAACCUAAACCACUUGCAAUUACUCGUACUGGAAAUGGUACAACUGGUUCAGAUGGGAAUGCACAAAGUGGUGAUUCGAAAUGUCAAUGUUAA
This is a messenger RNA of Adineta steineri, 606 nucleotides long. Lineage: Eukaryota; Metazoa; Rotifera; Eurotatoria; Adinetida; Adinetidae. The record is from the annotation of a GenBank genome assembly.